Saccharomyces mikatae IFO 1815 is the source of this 726-nucleotide messenger RNA. It is a transcript of the gene CAB5, whose product is annotated as putative dephospho-CoA kinase. Bases 1 to 726 code for a protein of 241 amino acids. Gene Ontology annotation, molecular function: dephospho-CoA kinase activity; ATP binding. Lineage: Eukaryota; Fungi; Ascomycota; Saccharomycetes; Saccharomycetales; Saccharomycetaceae. The transcript has a single exon. The record is from RefSeq and is a predicted model, not a curated record. Gene Ontology annotation, biological process: coenzyme A biosynthetic process.
AUGUUAGUAAUAGGAUUGACGGGUGGAAUUGCAUGUGGUAAGAGCACGGUAUCUAGAAGACUGAGAGACAAAUACAAACUUCCUAUUGUUGAUGCAGAUAAGAUUGCGAGACAAGUGGUAGAACCGGGCCAAAAUGCUUAUGAUCAGAUUGUGUUAUACUUCAAGGACAAAAUACCGGAUUUAUUAUUGGAGGAUAGUCACUUGAAUCGUGAGGCAUUAGGAAAGUGGGUUUUUAGCCAUAAAGAGGAUUUGAAAGCCUUAAACGAAAUAACGCAUCCUGCAAUAAGGUAUGCAAUGUUUAAAGAGAUUGGUUAUUAUUACUUGAAAGGGUAUAGGAUGUGCGUCUUGGAUGUACCACUUUUGUUUGAAGGUAAUCUAGAUUCAAUUUGUGGAGUUACUAUAAGCGUAAUUUGUACGCAAGAAUUACAACUUGAACGAUUGAUGACAAGGAAUCCUGAACUUAGUCAGGAGGAUGCGAAGAAUAGACUAAGUAGUCAAAUGAAUACUGAUGAAAGAAUGACAAGGUCAGAUUAUAUCUUACAAAACAAUAGCACAUUGGUUGAUUUAUACGAACAAAUUGAGAGUGUUAUAAAGAAAAUUCGACCAAGUAGAUUAAGAACCUUUCUGGAGUAUUUUCCACCUUUCGGUGCUGUAAGUGCCAGUGGCAUCAUCAUGUCCAGAUUAUUGAUGAAGAAACUUCAAAAUAAGAAGCCUUCAGAGGCAUAG